UGUGACAGACUAGUAUCUUCUCGAAUGUUCCAAUCUAUGACGUAAUAAACUUCUAGAAGAUUCACAUUGUUUGUAAAUAACAUGAAUACGUCAACGAUUGAAACUAAUAGUAUGUUCUAUCCUUAACGAGAAGGUCCUGGAUCAAUCUUGAAAUACACGAAGUGUGAAAACAUAUCGUAAGAAACUGGUGUUGAUCACAACCACAUUUUAGUCUGCAGAUUACAUCAAUUUUGGUUUUUGAAAUGACGGAUAUCAAUACAUUUGAAACAACCCAGAGUCUUGCAUCAUUCCACAACUGGCCACUCUCGUCAUAUUCACCUGUCAUAAUUGUCAGAACCGGAUUUUCAUACACCGGCAACGGCUAUGUAGUAGAAUGCAAGUUUUGCAAGGCAAGAGUAGACAUGAGUCAGAUGAGCAAUGUGAUUUCACUCUCUGAUGAGCAUGACACCAGUUGUAGAAGAAAAGCAAAUCAUCAAAAUAACUUUGAAAUUCCAGUGCCGUUACAUAAUAUAGCAGGGAAUGCAGAAGAGAGGUCCAACAAUCAGAACAAUCAUGCGUCAGCUUCAUCUUAUAAUGAUGAUGCCAAUAUUAAUAGAAGAAACACAACCGAAUACAAUUGCGUGGAAACUAUUUCAGUAGAUACAACCAACAUUGCACAAGCGCUCUUGCCAGCUCAACCCAUGAAUGCAGCCCCAGAACCAAGAAUACAUUCAAGAAUCUGUACUGAUUUAACUUUGUAUGAUAAUUAUCAGUCAAUAAAAUUAGCACCCUUUUGGUGUUGUCCCUGUCGACUCUGUAGAUACAACAACACUGUUUCUGUUUUUAGGAAUAAAAGUAAAACUUGUAUGUAUAGAUUUCCAAAAUUAAAUGUAAAAACUCUGAUGCUUCGUCUACGGGAAAGAGUAUCAAGUGGCCCACUUCAUCCAGAAUUCAACACAUUAGAAGCUAGGAAAAGAAAUCUAAAUGGAAUUAUUGACUCAUAUUCAUGCGUAGCAGAAGCAGGAUUCUUUGCUGAUAGUUCCUGUGGCAAAGAAAGAAUAUGCUGCUUUUACUGUGAUGGCAAUCUAAGAAACCAACUGUUGAGUUAUAAUCCAUUCAGAGAACACACACGCUGGUUUCCUGUAUGUCCAUUCAUCUUACAACAGAAAGGAGAAGAAUAUAUUCACAACGUGUUACAGGAUACAAAGGUACUAAAGACUUUCUUGAAAGAUAAAAUGAGGACAUCUUGCAUGGACACAAACGUUGUAGUAGAAGCUAUGCGAGUAUAUCCACAGUAUGCAAUAGGAAAAGUUGUGGAGGAAUUCUUUAUAGAGAAUGGUUACUUUCCGUGUCGUGAGGAUCUCUUUGAAUCUCUUGAGAAUUUCCAACUAUGGAAGACUUCUGAAACAUAUGACUACUGUCGAUUCGAAAUCAGAAGAUGAUGUUGAAGUAAAAUGCUAGAUGUGGCUACCUUCUCAAAUUAUAUAGAACUAAUUUUAAUGAUCAACACUCAUGAGCAGAAGAUAUGGAUAUUAUUUGCCAACGUUUGAAUUUUACUUUUGUCUGUGAGGGAUUAACACAUAUGCAGUUGCGUUCAAUCGGAAUGGGGACGUUUAAUCCGAGAGCGCCAUGCUCUAUGUACGUUUAAGAACACCUUGCUACAUCUCUUAGAGGGAUCCAUAGAUACAGUGUAGCAGGUUUAGUUACUGCCUUUAUCGAACGUAUCCUCAUUUUCAGUGGUUGUCCAAAUAUCCAAUCCUUCAGGUUAGUCAACAUUGCAGAACCUAUCUAGUGCAUUAAUUGUUAAUUGUUUCUCGUCUUGAAUAUGCAUUAAAUAUUUGCCAUUAGCCAUUCAAAGCACGCACCAAUCUUCUUGUAUAAUUUAUGCGAGUAAUAUCAAAGUUCAGUUUCCAAAAGAACAGAUAAAUUCUAAUUUUUGGCACAAUUCAUAUCAUAUUUUGUUAAACAUUUCACUUUAAAUAAAAAAAAAAUGAAAAAACAAUUAUUAUGAUCUGAACAAUGUGCAUAGCAAUUGCACUAUUACGACUUUAAAAUUAGUAUUACAUGAAAAUCAAAAUAAUUUCUCAUUUUCAGUAUUUAUCUAUUUGACCAAUCAGUUAUUGUUAUUUAUUAUUGAAAGAGUUUCCUCUUGUUAUAUGUAUGUGUUCAUCCUGAUGUCAGCAUUAUGUUAAUUUAAUACUGGUGUGUUGUUGUUAAAUUUAUAUUUUGUUUAUUUUUGUUUAUCUUUUUUUUUUAUAUUAUGUGCAUACAAAUGUAUAUAGUUAUAUUAGCUGUUGACGUUAUAGAAAUAAAUCCUUAUUUAAA
This is a messenger RNA of Mytilus californianus (California mussel), 2304 nucleotides long. RefSeq names its product E3 ubiquitin-protein ligase XIAP-like. Gene Ontology annotation, biological process: negative regulation of apoptotic process; regulation of cell cycle. Gene Ontology annotation, molecular function: cysteine-type endopeptidase inhibitor activity involved in apoptotic process. The transcript is spliced from 6 exons. The record is from RefSeq and is a predicted model, not a curated record. Gene Ontology annotation, cellular component: nucleus; spindle microtubule; cytoplasm. Lineage: Eukaryota; Metazoa; Mollusca; Bivalvia; Mytilida; Mytilidae. The coding region runs from base 243 to 1421 and encodes 392 amino acids.